CAACAGAAUAGAGGUCCCCUUUCUGAACAGAAAAAAAAAGAUCUCCUCUCUGAGCUUUGACUCAUCCUCUGUCUCUCACACCCGGGGAAGAGAGGAACGGCCGAAGGGAGAUGGGCGGCUACGAGAACGGUGACUCGCCGGCGGCCGCCGCCUGGGAGGGCGGCGUGAUCCUGGGCGUGGACGGAGGCACCACCAGCACCGUCUGCGUCUGCCUGCCGGCCGCAAUGCCACCACCGGAGGCGCCCGGCUCCGUCGCCGUGCUCUCCCGCGCCAUCGCCGGCUGCUCCAACCGUAAUUCCGUCGGAGAAAACGCUGCACUGGAAACUCUAGAACAGGUCAUGAUGCAGGCCCUCACAAUGGCCAACACUGAUCGUUCUGCUGUUGUUGCAGUUUGCUUAUCUGUAUCUGGGGUGAACCAUCCUUCAGAUCAGCAGAGGAUGCUGGACUGGAUCUGCAACCUAUUCCCUCGCAAUGCCAAGUUUUAUGUGGAAAAUGAUGCGGUGGCGGCUUUAGCCAGUGGUACAAUGGGAAAGCUACAUGGCUGUGUAUUGAUUGCUGGCACAGGAAGCAUUGCUUAUGGGGUCACUGAAGAUGGAAAAGUAGCGAGAGCAGCUGGUGCCGGUCCUGUCUUAGGCGACUGGGGUAGUGGCUAUGGCAUUGCUGCACAGGCCCUCACAGCAGUAAUAAAAUCACAUGAUGGCCGUGGACCACAAACUAAUCUUACAAGAGAUAUCAUUAGGAAGCUUGAAAUUUCUUCACCAGAUGAGUUGAUUGGGUGGGCAUAUGCGGAUCCAUCUUGGGCCCGUAUUGCAGCUCUUGUACCUGUUGUGGUAUCUGCUGCUGAAGAUGGUGACAAAGUAGCAAACACGAUACUGCAUGAUGCAGUGCAAGAGUUGGCUGAAAGCGUUGUAGCUGUUGUUCGGCGCCUUACAUUGUGUGGUGAAGAUGGGAAGGACCAAUUUCCACUUGUAUUGGUUGGAGGUGUCCUCGAAGGAAAUAAGAAAUGGGACAUCAGUGGUGAGGUCAUAAAAUGCAUUUCCAAAGUAUUCCCAGGUGUCUGUCCUAUUCGGCCCGAGGUGGAACCUGCAAUUGGUGCGGCGUUGCUAGCUUGGAGCCAUCUUCGUAAAGAGUCAAAGCUGCAAAAUGGCAGCUGAUUCCUAGCAUUGGAGAAUGAUGAAUGUAAGUUGGACAGCCUAAGUUGGAUGGAUUGCAAAACUAACGUGCAUUCAUUCUGUAAAAAGAAAAGAAAGGCGCAUUCAUCAGCGCCAAUUCUGCUGAUGUGUAAAGAAUGAUGUGGCGUUAUAGUGUGCAUGGGGAGGAUAUUAUGUGAUUGUACAAUUAUGAUGUAAAGUUGUAGGCAAAGAAAUGACCGCUGGAUCUUGAUUCUUGUUC
Molecule: messenger RNA, 1392 nt
Organism: Triticum urartu
Lineage: Eukaryota; Viridiplantae; Streptophyta; Magnoliopsida; Poales; Poaceae
Source: RefSeq, a predicted model, not a curated record